GUCACCAUGGUAAUAGAGCUGUUUGGGGGAGUUCAGAUCAGGAGCCGCGUCUGUGCAGAAGUCAGAGACUGGUGUGAAGUACCAGGCAGGUGCUGAUAGGGGCAGACACCAGACAGGCCAGAGGGCCCAUGUGCUGGUCCAGAUGGCUAGCUACAGGAGAGGCAUGGAAGGUGAAGGGUUUGGCUCCUGCCAAGGCCUGGGCCCAGGCUGGAGGGUCAACCAUGGGCCCCAGACUCUCCCUCUUGGCACAUUGUGAGGGAGAGCCCCAGCAUCAUUGUGACCCGUUUACCCCCAGCAGCCUCUGGGACAAGCAGGAGGGCAGGUGGAUACUGGGGGCACAGUGGGCUGGGGGCCUAGGGGCCCCGGUGGCCCUAGGGACCCCCAUGGCUAUGGCUGAGUGGCCACCACCUGAGUGGGCCUCGUAUCACAGCCCCAACACCAACAACUGCCAGGAUCUGGGCAAUUCCUUCCUGUUGCUGCUGGGCCUUAUCGUCUGCAUUAACAUUGGCAUCAAUAUGGUGACACUGCUCUGGCACAGACUCCGUGGCUUCUUACACCAAGUGUUCCAUAUUGUUUGUGAGAAAGAAGCUUGUAAGUCAUCUUCGCUUGGGAAGCAGACCCAGCCCCGGAAGCAGAGCUUCCCGGCAGUCCACCUUCGAUGCACCCUGGACCCUGUGAAAAUGACUGUGACCCCUCCACCCACUCGCCGCCAUCGCCAUCGAGGUUCUUCAGCAUGCCGUGCCCACCGCCCGGUAGCCUGGGCCCCAGACACUGACAAUGACGAGAAGCUCCUACAUCAGCACCCAGUAAUCUGUUCCCACAACUGGGAUCGCCCCAAGGACUGGGAAGGCUUCCAAUCUCCCCAGGGGUUCUGGGCUCCCUGGGCCCAGGACACCGUGGAGCUGCCUUCCCAGACCAUCCGCUUCCAGCAGACUGUAGAGGAAAGACCCCUGAAAAGAGAGAUGAGGUCAGAGCUGGGCCUAGAGGCCUACGUGUACCCUGUGAACCCUCCACCCCCCAGCCCUCAGGCCCUGAGCCACAAGAACAGUGGGGGCAGGGCAGGGGCAGGGGCCAAGGCGGAGCAGGAGCAGUGCUCACCAGCCCCGCCAACCCCGCCACCCAUCCGGGGCCCAGCAAUCGUCCCUGAUAUCCCCCAGCGCCGCUCCUCAGGCCGCAUAGCGUAUGAUGCCCGCGAUGUGAGGCGGCGGCUUCGGGAGCUGACCCGGGAGAUAGAGGCCCUGUCCCACUGUUAUCCCUUGGCCUCCAGAUCCAGCACUGCUGAGGGGAUGGGCAAGGACUGGGUAUACCGUUCCCUGACAGAGAGGUGACUGGGAAAAGAAUAAAAAGGAGAGAGGA
Messenger RNA from Equus caballus (horse), 1356 nucleotides. It is a transcript of the gene SPEM1, whose product is annotated as spermatid maturation 1. Gene Ontology annotation, cellular component: cytoplasm. Lineage: Eukaryota; Metazoa; Chordata; Mammalia; Perissodactyla; Equidae. The record is from RefSeq and is a predicted model, not a curated record. Gene Ontology annotation, biological process: sperm individualization; flagellated sperm motility.